Molecule: messenger RNA, 4453 nt
Organism: Choloepus didactylus (southern two-toed sloth)
Lineage: Eukaryota; Metazoa; Chordata; Mammalia; Pilosa; Megalonychidae
Gene: CFAP97
Product: cilia and flagella associated protein 97
Exons: 5
Coding region: 249-1838 (529 amino acids)
Biological process (GO): spermatogenesis
Source: RefSeq, a predicted model, not a curated record
AGCUUGGGCGCGCGCGCCGCCGGGAGCCGCGUGGAGGGGCUGCGUGAGCGCGCUGGCGCGUGCGCGUGAGGCUCGGAACGCCGCGGGCGGUGUGUGGAGGGGUUGUAGCGGCUGCCCCUGGUUGCGAGUGGCGCGCGUCGUCUCCUGUUCCCUGUUGGCGGCGUGACCACCCUCCCCCCUCGUUCGGGAUCCGUUUCCUCUCUCCGGAACCCGGGCAGCGCGACCACUCCAGAUUUAUUUUUGCCAUCAUGGAUCGGUUCGGAGAUAUAUCAGAAGGUGAAGUGGACCAUUCUUUCUUUGACAGUGAUAUUGAAGAGGCAAAGAAAUGUGAAAGUAACUCAGUGUUUGACAAGCAAGAUUAUGACCCUAAAGAGGGAGUAGAGAAACAUAUAGAAAAUGUGAACAUGGAAUUUGAAGGACAAGCAAAGGAAAAUCUUCUUACUGAAAAGAGAAAUGAAAGGAAAGAGAAAAUUCCUUCAGAAGAGCACCCUGUAGAGAAUGAUAUUACACAAAAUAGAAGUUCUUUAUCUUUGACCACGUCUUUAAAAUCAAAAAAAUUGUGUGGUGCUACAACAGGACAUAACAUGCACUUGCCCAUUUCAAGUAGAAUCCCUCAAAUUGUAAAAGGUGAAGAUGAUUACUAUACAGAUGGAGAGGAAAGCAGUGAUGAUGGGAAAAGACAUCAUGUCAGGUCCAAGUCAGCUAAACCAUCUAAUAACUUAAAAAAGAGCAUGAAUAAAAAAUAUUCCAAAAUUGGUUCCUCUUCCUCCUCUUCUUUGUCUUCCUCGUCUUUAAGUUCAGAUACAGAUUGUUCAGAUAGAGGGACUGAUAUUUGUAUAUCUGAAUCAUCUCCAUCAUUGAAGAAACAUGUAUCUGGUAUAAACCUCUUAUCACCAAAACAGAAAUAUAAACCAGGAAUAAAAUCAACAGGAAAACAACCUUUAAGUACUAAACCAAAAGUUCGUGACUGCACUGAGGAAUCGGAAGAUACUGUAACUGAUGUAACUCCUCUCUCAACCCCGGACAUCAGCCCUAUUCAGUCUUUUGAACUGGCCGUGUCAAAUGAUCAAAAAGUAAAAGUUAAAAGACAGGAAAACUUGAGUCAAGAAGUAUAUGGAAAUGUUGAGGAUUUAAAUCAUAAUUCAAAACAUUUGAAAGCAGCCAAGAAAGGGAAGGAAAAAUGUGGGCCCAGUCCCACCUCCAAGUCUUCGUUUUUGGAUUCCAAUUCAGACCACAAAGAUAAACAGAAAGUCUUACAUGACACAAUGGACCUCAAUCAUCUUUUGAAAGCUUUUCUGCAAUUAGAUAAAAAAGGACCACAAAAACAACCCUUGGAUCAGCCUUCAGUAGUACCUAGGAAAAACUACUCUUUCACAAGAGAAGAGGUGAGACGGAUUGAUCAGGAAAAUCAGAGGCUUUUGAAAGAACUAUCCAGACAGGCUGAAAAACCAGCAAGCAAAGGUACAAUUCCUAGAAGAUCUAUUGGACAUCCUCCUAAGUUAUAUCAUAGUGCUCUCAACAGACAGAGAGAACAACAAAGGAUUGAAAGAGAAAACUUGGCUUUAUUGAAAAGGCUUGAAGCUGUGAAACCAACAGUUGGUAUGAAACGCUCAGAACAGCUGACGGACUAUCAUCGCAACAUGGGUUAUCUCAACUCAUCACCAUCCUCAAGACGAGUGAGAUCUACUCUUGGCCAAUAUAGCCCACUAAGAGGAGCUUCCAGGACAUCCAGUGCUACCAGUGGUCUCAGUUGUAAGAGUGAACGAUUGGUUUUUGACAAAUCGAGUGGCGUGUUGCUAAGACCUAAGCCCCCUAAUGUUCGUACAGCUUGGUUAUAAAACCAUUUUUUACUCUAAAUGUUGUUCAUCCAAUUUUUAUUGAUGUGCUUGUGUAUAUUACCAUAAUUCUCUGUGUAAACAUCUGUAAUAUUGUUCUAAGCAAUUUAAGGUGUACAGCAGUGAGUUGUAAUUGUAAUUCAGUGCAAAAUUGUUUUCAAAAAGACAAUUUAAUGUAAAAUCAGUGUUUCCUAUAAGGAUGUAUUUAUGUGAGAUGUAUAUGUAUUUAAUAGAGAAAUGGUAGUAUGCAUGUAUAUCUUCUCAACAUAGAAAUCGAUUCGGCUGUCAUGCUGACAAAAAACUGGUGUUAGUAUCACUGCAUGUCCUACCCAAACUGCAUAGACCUCAUUUUAUGUUUUUCAUUUCUUGAAAGCUUUAAGCCAUGAGCUUAGAUCCUAAAUUUGACUGUUUUCUGUUUGCUUCAGAACUUAUGCAAUGUGGUUCAUAACUUGAUUGUAUGAUAGUUACACGUUCUUAUGAAACAAGAUCUUGAAGUUUGUUUUUGUUGGUAGGGCUACUUUAGAUUUGAUCAGCUAAUUGAGAGAAGCUUCUCCUGGGGCCUUAUGAUUCACCAGAUGGAUUUACUACUUCCAUAUAAGUGCCCUGAGUUACAUCUUAAAAAGUUUAUCAACCAUUCCACUCUUUCAUGCUGUGAAUAUUAAAAAGUUCAACUCAGAACCUCCUCUUUCAUGUUUUUAUACAUUCAGGUGAAGUACUAUUAAUGAUUUUGAGAAAUGAGGUAGGUUUUAGAGCUCCAGUCUACUGCACUGUGAGUAUUUUGUCCAGGAACCAGGUCACUUGCAUCACAAGCAAAAAGAAGUAUUCACUGAAUCAGGAAAAUAGCGCCACCAUUUUGAAGAGCCAAGAAAUAGAUGCUGAAGUGUGUCAGAACAGUGCUUUAAGUGAUACUGUUAGCAUGUUGUGUUUUGAUUUAGUGUUUAUUGUAAUAAGAGAGUAGAUAUAGAAUAAGAAAGAAAUGUAUUGUCUAAUAGUUUUAGAAAUUCCAGCUAGUAUUUGUAAGGUCUGAAAAAAGAAACCUAAAAUAGGAAUGGUAAAGGAAAAAAUCAUAUUUUUGUUGAGGCUUCUACUUUAAGUAUCAGCUAAUUUGGUUUAGUUUGUUUUAUCUGUUUUUUUUUUUUGGUUGAAUCCCAGGAAUAUAAUUUUUGCAAGUCCUGCAUUUAAAGAACUAGUAAUCUAGUUGACUUUUGUAAUUUGAAUAUUUUUCUAUCUACAGGCUUUUUUUCAUACAACAAAAUAUAAUAUCUUGGUCGUGGUUGCUUCUGCUAGCCUAGUUAUCACUGUGUUUUGCUAUGGGCCUCUUCAACAACCCUUAAAAUAUGUUGCAAAGUUUCCAUGUUAGAUGCCAAAUCUUUCUCUUUUCUUAAUGUGAAUUUUUCAUUAACUCAUGCUCUGUGUGAAAUAUUGUAGCAUGUAUGGUGAACUUACUUUUCUUAACAUCUUGGCAGUAAGCCAAACUGAUUUUCCUAAACAUCAAUUCAAAAUUUCUUGGUCUUAGUUGUGUUCAUAGAUUUUGUUUAGAAUAGGGUAUGUGAAGAGUGGGAACAAUGGGGUCAAAAAACUCGUGUGAACACAACCUUCUUUCUUUGGACUAAAAUGUUCAUUAGAUGUUAUUUGAUGCUCUGCUCUAGUGAACAAGUUUUUACAUCAUUUAGUGUUCUGCUUUGUAUAUAAGCUAUAGCUAUCCUAAACCCAAGGUUUUUUAUUUUUAUUAUUAAUUUAUUGCACUUUUAACAUUCAUAUAGCAACUUACCUUUGAGAAAGUGAUAAGGUAAUGCUGAAUUUAAAACUCAGCAUUUGGACAACUGCCCAAUGGUGAGAUAGUCAAUUUUUUUUAAAUUGACUUUUAAGUUGUUAAGGAAAUUAUAUAUAUAUAUUCAUAAUGGCAUUAGUCUCUGAGAAUCUUUGUAUGAUGUUUGCAGCCAUAUGUCAGGAGAGAGCAUAUACAGUUUCAUGGAUAAAACUGUACUUUGAUUUUAGAUAGAAAUUUAAUGCCUUUACUUUUUAAAACAUUGAAAAGGGAAGUUCAUCUAAGUAUUACUGAUAUCAGGGAUUAAACUUGAAGUAAAAGUUGUAAGAGCAACAUUAUUCAUCUUUUUCAAACAAUGUAUACUUCUGUUGUCAUGGGUACUUAAUAUGAUGAACAUAUAUAGAAGGAUAGGAAUUGGAAAAUGUGAUAUUCUCUGAUGUCAGUCAAGGUAUUCUGAAGUUGUUAUGGUUUAAGGGGGCAGUUUUAUGAAGGAACCAUAAGUAUAUUGCUCUUCAUUUUUAAGAAUAUGAAACAGUGAAGGAUCAUCUAGCACUACCAUUAUAUGUGGUUCAUUUGUAUUGUUUGUACUUCAAAGAUUUAAAUUUGUAACUAGAAAUUGUCCUCAUCUGUGGUCAUUAGGCCAUAUUGUAAUUGAGAGUUACUUUCAUCUCUGUUAAAUGUUAAACUAAUGUUGCCUCCUCUGAUAAAUUUCUAUGAAAGAUUUUGAACUAUUAAAAUUAUUUCCUGAGGGAUAGCUAACAACUCAUACUUCCCCUGCUUUCCUUUUUCAAGCUUCAAAAAAGCUUUCUUGGAUACUACUCAAAAUAAAGUUUUCUGGUUUGCUUAUAAA